GUAAAAAACAACGACGUCGUUAUGAUGAAGGAUAGAUAUUAGGACCUCACUCGGAGAAGAAGCCGAGUUUGUUUCCUCCGUCAUCACUUCGAAUCGAGGGAUCUGAGAGGAAGGUUAGAGAGUGAUGGAUUUCACGACGGUGACAACAGCGUUGGCAUCGAAAUCGUACGACAAGGUUGCAGAUGUGUGCGAAAACCUCAUGCUUCAGGUUGCAGCCGACGGCAUUUCUUAUCAGGACGACUGGCCCUACGCCAUUCAUCUUCUCUCUCACAUUUAUGUUCACGACAUCAACAGUGCUCGUUUUCUCUGGAAAUCAAUACCUAGUUCAAUCAAAGAAAGCCAGCCUGAAGUGACUGCAGCAUGGAAAAUUGGUCAGCGGUUGUGGUUACGUGACUAUGCUGGAGUGCAUGAGGCAAUCCGUGGGUUUGAUUGGAGUCAGGAACUCCAAGGCCUAGUCACUGCUUUCUCAGAACUUUACACAAAGAAGAUGUUUCAGCUGCUUCUCUCUGCUUAUUCUACAAUAAGCAUUCAAGAUGCUGCUUUAUUUCUGGGGAUGAAUGAGGAUGAUGCUACAAGUUAUGUGCUGCAGCAAGGUUGGACUGUGGAUCCUGCAUCUCAAAUGCUUACUGUGAAGAAGCAACCUAUCGUGAUAGAGCAGAAACUAGAUCCUAGUAAAUUGCAGCGGUUGACAGAAUAUGUCUUCCAUCUUGAACAUUGAAGCUUUUAGUCUUGUGAAGAAAUAGAUGUUAACCCCUGCCCCCCCUAAAAAAGUGGGAAAAUAGACGUUUUAAUAAACUUUUCAAAUUGAUCAAUCACAUGUUGUGUGCUCUUGAAGGUGCGUGAAUGUUAUAUCCUGUUGAUAAUUAUGAAGAACAAGGCUGAUCUUAUGUUUGAACUUGAGCACUGGUUAGCUGAAAUCUACAUCUCGUUUAU
Gastrolobium bilobum is the source of this 933-nucleotide messenger RNA. RefSeq names its product COP9 signalosome complex subunit 8. Gene Ontology annotation, cellular component: COP9 signalosome. The record is from RefSeq and is a predicted model, not a curated record. The transcript is spliced from 6 exons. Gene Ontology annotation, biological process: COP9 signalosome assembly; protein deneddylation. Bases 125 to 718 code for a protein of 197 amino acids. NCBI's taxonomy places the organism in Eukaryota, Viridiplantae, Streptophyta, Magnoliopsida, Fabales, Fabaceae.